Molecule: messenger RNA, 702 nt
Organism: Lasiodiplodia theobromae
Lineage: Eukaryota; Fungi; Ascomycota; Dothideomycetes; Botryosphaeriales; Botryosphaeriaceae
Exons: 2
Coding region: 1-702 (233 amino acids)
Source: RefSeq, a predicted model, not a curated record
AUGCUGAGCAUUGAGCGGCACGAUAAGCGCGACCUGAUGUCUCUGCCGCGAGAGCUCCGCGAUAAGGUCUAUGACUUCACAACUGAACGUGGCCACACACAACAUGCCAAGCAUAGCCCGAUUCCUCUACCUGUCACUUGCUUCAUCAACAAGCAGAUGCGCAGCGAGGCCUUGGCGCGCCAUCUCGCCCAGGUGCGCUGGGAAUUCGAUGUUAGGAAAGCUCCGUACGGAAAGGCGCAACUGGGCCUUCUCAAAGUCUGGCUCGCCGCUCUCGGAGACGAUGCCGCGUACCUUGCACGCUUUAAGCUCAUAUGUCAGCUAAAGAUGUACAGGUGGGAGGUCUAUAUCAGCCUUGUUGCGGACAGGGAACGGAAUGGAGCACGGAACGUGGAAGCCGACGAAAGAGACGAGCAUGGCUUGUGGCCCGGGGCUGCAGGAAUUGUUGCUUUUGAGCGAGAGGGUCGCAUCCACUAUCAGGCCAUGUUCCCGGGGUACAGGCCUGUUGUUUGGAGAAGGCUUGAUCUUAAUUCGAUCAGUCGAGAUGGCCACGCACAGAUGAAUCUACACGAAGAGAUCGACGAAUAUAUCAGAGAGGUCAUGGUCAAGCCAUUAGCGCAAAAACGCCGUAACGGAAUGUUGACUGGCAAGGAUAUCAGAACUGCCGUAGAAGGGCUCCUUGGUCACAAAUGGAGAUGUUGCUAG